Molecule: messenger RNA, 1143 nt
Organism: Eubalaena glacialis (North Atlantic right whale)
Lineage: Eukaryota; Metazoa; Chordata; Mammalia; Artiodactyla; Balaenidae
Product: myeloid cell surface antigen CD33-like
Exons: 7
Coding region: 1-1143 (380 amino acids)
Biological process (GO): cell adhesion
Cellular component (GO): plasma membrane
Molecular function (GO): sialic acid binding
Source: RefSeq, a predicted model, not a curated record
AUGGCGGAGACAUUCAACUACACAGGCAGGUCCAGAAACUGGACAGUCCUGGGAACUCCUGGCCCCUUGGACACGGACAGGUUGCUGCUGCCCCUGCUACGGGAGGGGUCCCUGCAGCAGAAUCCGUGGUACCAGCUGCAGGUGCAGGAAUCGGUGACAGUGCAGGAGGGUUUGUGUGUCCUUGUGCCCUGCACUGUCUCCUAUCCCUCGCUUGGCCGGACCGACUCUACACCCAUUUAUGGUGAAUGGUUCCGGAAAGGGGAUAGACCAUCCCAAAUGGAUCUUCCCAUGGCCACAAACAACCCAGGCAGGGGAGUAAAAAAGAAGAGAAAAAUCCCAUUCCACCUCCUCGGGGACCCUGGGGCGAACAACUGCUCCCUGGGCAUCGCAGACGCCCGGAAGGGGGACAGUGGAAACUAUUAUUUUCAGCUGAUGAGAGGUGAUGCGAAACAUAGUUACAAAAAUAACCUGCUCGUUGUGAACGUGACAGGGGUCCCCUCUGGGGUCUGGCUUCUCCCUCUCUCCUCUCCAGCGCUGACACGGACCCCCGAUAUCUACGUCAAGGAGCCCCUGGAGUCCGGCUCUAGCAGCCACAUGACGUGCUCCGUGCCAGGGGCCUGUGAGCGGGCCACGCCGCCCACUAUCUCGUGGACCGGGGCUGCCCUCCGCCCCCCGGGACUGGACUCGAAGGGGGCCUAUAACUCCUCGGAGAUCCUGCUCACCCCCCGCCCGCAGGACCACGGCACCAACCUCACCUGCCGGGUGACCUUCCGCAGGGCUGGCGUGAGCACGGAGAGGACCAUCAUGCUCAACGUGUCCUACGCCCCCCAGAACCUGACCAUCAGCAUCUCCCGAGGAAAUAGCACAGGUAGGAAGGGAGGGCCAGUGAAGACCUUCAGGAAGGCACCCGGUGAGAAGGAUGAGCCCUCCAUGCUGGGUCCCACCUCCCAGGGUUACCAGCAUGAGUGUCCUCCAGGCAGCCCCCUGGACCUCCUCCCACCAGUGGUGGCCGCCCCCACCUCUGGGGAGGAACAGGAGCUCCAUUACGCCUCCCUCAGUUUCUACGCGCUGAGGCCCUGGGAGCCUCAGGACCAGGAGGCCGCCAGCACCACCAAAUAUGCUGAGAUCAAGAUCCAUAAAUGA